Molecule: messenger RNA, 858 nt
Organism: Sipha flava (yellow sugarcane aphid)
Lineage: Eukaryota; Metazoa; Arthropoda; Insecta; Hemiptera; Aphididae
Product: zinc finger CCHC-type and RNA-binding motif-containing protein 1-like
Exons: 6
Coding region: 90-755 (221 amino acids)
Biological process (GO): mRNA splicing, via spliceosome
Cellular component (GO): U12-type spliceosomal complex
Molecular function (GO): RNA binding; zinc ion binding
Source: RefSeq, a predicted model, not a curated record
UCAAAUGUGAUCAAAAAAUCUAUUAUUUAGUAGUUAAUGGUUUAUUGACUUGUUAAUACAUUUUUAAUUUAUCAACAUUAAAAUCUAAUAUGAGUAAAUUAGCCCCGAGCAAGUGUACAGUUUAUGUUUCAAAUCUUCCCUUUAAUUUGACAAAUAAUGAUUUACAUAAAAUAUUUGAAAAAUAUGGAAAAGUUGUUAAAGUUACUAUAGUAAAGGAUAAAAUAUCUCGUCAAAGUAAAGGAGUGGCAUUUGUAUUGUUUCUUAAUCGAGAUGAAGCUAAUUUUUGCGUAAAAUCGACAAAUAAAGUACAAAUGUUUGGACGAACAAUAAAAAGUUCUAUUGCUAUAGAUAAUGGUCGUAGUACGGAAUUUAUUCGAAAACGUCAAUAUAUUGACAAAACUUCUUGUUAUGAAUGUGGCAAAGAAGGCCAUCUUAGCUAUAAAUGUCCAGAAAAUUGUUUGGGUGAACGACAACCACCACCUAAAAAGAAAAAAAAGAAAAGUUUAGAAAGCAAAAAUCAAGAAUCAUAUCUAAGUUCAGAUGAAGAUACAAUAUUUUAUAACAAGAAAGAAAAAAAUCUUAUGCAAUUAUACAGUGAUGAAGAAAAAUCCAGUAUAUCUGAAAUAGAAACAUUAAGUGCAGUAAUACAAGAAGAACAAGAAAAAAAUGUUGAUGUUCAAAAAGUUCAUGUUCAGCAUAAAAAAAUAUAUCGUAAAAAUUCAUAUUUCAGUGAUGAAGAGGAACUCACGGAUUAAUAACUUAAAAAUGUUCGUCAAAUUGGCAUUGUGAUUUUUCUGUGAACAUUGGUACAUCAAUUGGAAAUACUUCAUAAUUUGUGGAAGAACAAUAUUGACUAUG